UUUAAAAAUGGCAGGAAAAGGAAAAGGAGCAGGAGGAAGAGGAAAGGCAGGAGCCGCUAGACCAGUCUCAAGAUCAGCUAAGGCUGGACUUCAAUUCCCAGUAGGAAGAAUCGCCAGAUUCUUAAAGCAAGGAAGAUAUGCUGAGAGAAUUGGUGCUGGUGCCCCAGUCUACAUGGCCGCCGUUCUUGAAUACCUCGCAGCUGAGGUUCUUGAACUCGCCGGUAACGCCGCCAGAGACAACAAGAAGACCAGAAUUGUCCCAAGACACAUUCAACUCGCCAUCAGAAACGAUGAGGAAUUGAACAAGUUGAUGAGCAACACCACCAUCGCCAACGGAGGAGUUUUGCCAAACAUCCACGUAUUCUUGCUCCCAAGCAAGAAAGGAGAUGCUUCCCAUUAAGCAUUUUGUAUUAAUGUUAGGUCAUUAACAUAAAAAUUCACUAA
Messenger RNA from Moneuplotes crassus, 444 nucleotides. Lineage: Eukaryota; Ciliophora; Spirotrichea; Euplotida; Euplotidae. The record is from the annotation of a GenBank genome assembly.